Molecule: messenger RNA, 540 nt
Organism: Racocetra persica
Lineage: Eukaryota; Fungi; Glomeromycota; Glomeromycetes; Diversisporales; Gigasporaceae
Source: the annotation of a GenBank genome assembly
AAGUUAAAGAAAUUAAAAGCAAGCAUAGUUCUAGUAUGAGGAAACAGGAUGAUAGAAAUAAAAAAGAUGAUGAGGCUUAUCUAGGAAUAGACCAAAAGAAUGAAAAUCAAAUAAAGUUGAAGAGUAUAUAUAAAAGUCAAAGAAACAAAACUAAGAAAAAUUUACUAUUGAUCAUUUUUUUUGUACCUUCUUAUUCAAUCGGUGCUGAUAUAAUAAAUCAGAAAGCUGGUAUUACUUCUGAACAAUUGUUAACUAUUGAUCCAAAUGAUCAAGUAGAAACUAUAAAAAUGAUUAAAUUAAAAAAAUAUAGAAUAAAAGUUCCAGAUUUACAAGCGGUAAAAGAUCAAUUGAAGAAUAAAAGAAACAUAUAUGAAGACAAUCUUGAUAAAGACCAAGAGGAUACUAAUAGUGAUGACGAAACUGUAAUUGAGGAUAACAAUGAUGCAAGUAUUGAGCUCACAUCUAACAAAAGGAGUAUAUCACAAUUUUUCUUUAGAAAAACUGUGACUGAACAUAAUAUAGGUAGUAAUAAUACUGUGU